This is a messenger RNA of Rangifer tarandus platyrhynchus (Svalbard reindeer), 279 nucleotides long. Lineage: Eukaryota; Metazoa; Chordata; Mammalia; Artiodactyla; Cervidae. The record is from the annotation of a GenBank genome assembly.
AUGGCGUCAGUCGGUGAGUCUCCGGUACCACUGAAGGAGAAGAAGCUCCUGGAAGUCAAACUAGGGGAGCUGCCAAGCUGGAUACUGAUGCGGGACUUCACCCCUUCGGGCAUCGCUGGAGCAUUUCAAAGAGGCUACUAUCGGUAUUACAACAAGUACGUGAACGUGAAGAAAGGGAGCAUUGCGGGGGUCUCGAUGGUGCUGGCGGCCUACGUGUUUUUCAACUACUGCCGCUCUUACAAGGAGCUCAAACACGAGCGGCUACGCAAGUACCACUGA